AAAAGAAAAAGCCUCGAGGGGGGAGCCGUGCGGUGGGGGGGGUCCCGAAACCAUCUUAUAAACCGGAUUGCACGGAGCGAGGAGGAAAAACAACAACAAAAAAAAGAAAGAUACAAAAUAUCCCAGCGAAAGGCGACCGCCCGCCGGCUGCGGCAGCCGCCCGCCCCCCGCCCCGCGCUCCCGCUGGCCUCGGGCUGCCUUUGUGUCGGAGCCCCGCGCCCCAGCCCGGCGCAGGCGGCGGCUGCAGCGCGGCGCGGACCAUGCCCAGCUCGCUCUUCGCCGACAUGGAGAGGAACGGCAGCGGCGGCGGCGGCGGCGGAGGAGGAGGCGGAGGGGGAGAGACCCUGGAUGACCAGCGAGCCCUGCAGAUCGCCCUGGACCAGCUCUCCCUGCUGGGGCUGGACAACGACGAGGCGGGCUCCAUUUACGACAGCGAGCCUCGGAAAAAGAGCGUGAACAUGACGGAGUGCGUGCCGGUGCCCAGCUCGGAGCACGUCGCGGAGAUCGUGGGCAGGCAAGGUUGUAAAAUCAAAGCUCUGCGGGCAAAGACCAACACCUACAUCAAGACCCCGGUGCGCGGGGAGGAGCCGCUCUUUGUUGUGACGGGCAGAAAGGAAGAUGUGGCCAUGGCCCGCAGGGAGAUCAUCUCGGCGGCGGAGCACUUCUCCAUGAUCCGAGCCUCGCGGAACAAGAACACGGCCCUGAAUGGCACCGUCCCCGGCCCCCCCAACCUGCCCGGCCAAACCACCAUCCAGGUGCGGGUGCCUUAUCGCGUGGUGGGUUUGGUCGUGGGGCCCAAAGGAGCCACGAUUAAGCGCAUCCAGCAGCAGACGCACACCUACAUUGUGACACCCAGCCGGGACAAGGAGCCGGUCUUCGAGGUGACGGGCAUGCCCGAGAACGUGGACCGGGCACGGGAGGAGAUUGAGGCGCACAUCGCCAUGCGAACCGGCGGCAUCAUCGAGCUGACGGACGAGAACGACUUCCACGCCAACGGCACGGAUGUUGGCUUCGAGCUGAAUGGCACGGGCAGCCUGUGGAGCAAGCCCACGCCGCCCAGCAUCACGCCCACCCCGGGCCGCAAGCCCUUCUGCAACUACCGCAACGACAGCUCCAGCUCGCUGGGCAGCGCGUCCACCGAUUCCUACUUCGGAGGUGGCACGGGGGGCGGCGGGGCCCGCCUGGCCGACUACAGCCCCCCGAGCCCGGCACUCAGCUUCACCCACAACGGCAACAACAACAACAACAGUGCCAACGGCUACGUCUAUGGCGGAGGUGGUGGGGAUGUGCUCUCCUCCCCAGACUGCUGCUCCGAGCUGCCCUUCGACUCGCCACCUGGCUUCGACCUGGCACCCGCCCCGCCGCCCGGGGCUGCCCUCCUCUGGCCGCAGUUUGAGCGCGGCCCUGCAGCCGCACCGCCCUCGCCCGCGCCCUCGCCCGCCGCCGCCGCCUUCCCGGGCGCUGUGCCCGCCAAUGCCAACCUGGCGCUGCUGGUGAGCGGCCCGAGGCGGGGCGGCAGCGCUCCGCCCCCGGCACGGCUCUCCCCGCCCCUGCACGGCAGCGCGGCGGCGGCGGGGCCCGAGCACCCGCUGGCACGCCGGGUGCGCAGCGACCCGGGCGGGCGGCUGCUGGCUGCCUCCUACCCGCUGUACGCCAACGGGCUGGGCGGCCAUCUGCCAGGUCUGCCCUCCGAUUCAUCAGCUUCCUCCUCUUCCUCGUCCAGCUCGUCGUCCAGCUCGUCCUGCUCGUCGUCGGGCGUGCGGCGGAAGGGCAGCCGCGACUGCUCGGUGUGCUUCGAGAGCGAGGUGAUCGCGGCGCUGGUGCCCUGCGGCCACAACCUCUUCUGCAUGGAGUGCGCCAACCGCAUCUGCGAGAAGACGGAGCCGCAGUGCCCCGUGUGCCACAGCGCCGUCACCCAGGCCAUCCGCAUCUUCUCCUGAGCCCGGCGGCCGGCUGGGUGCUGUGCGGUGCAUGCUAUACAUAAUAACGGGCGACUCCAUUCUAGUGCUAGGCUAGUUUUUACACUGUACUUUAAUACGAAGCUUCCAAAUCUUCCCUCUUUUUUU
Phasianus colchicus (ring-necked pheasant) is the source of this 2066-nucleotide messenger RNA. RefSeq names its product mex-3 RNA binding family member B (gene MEX3B). Lineage: Eukaryota; Metazoa; Chordata; Aves; Galliformes; Phasianidae. Gene Ontology annotation, molecular function: RNA binding. The record is from RefSeq and is a predicted model, not a curated record.